UAAGUACUGAGAACAAUAAUUUACUCUCUUACAAAAUUGAUCGCGAAAUUUGUUUGUUUGUUUGACUUUAUUUCCACUAUUUUGAAUAUGCAACACGAACUGAAAUUAUGUUGCAUAAAAUAGAUGACAUUAAUAAUAGACUAUUACAUAAAAAUAUGAUCAACAGUACCAGAUAUUCUACACUAUCUGAAAGAAAUCUUAGUAUUGUAUGAUUUCGACAACGAAAGACACUAAUCCAACUGUCUUUAUAUAAGAACAAAACUUGUGCAAAGUGAUACGUUUACUGUGCCAUUUGUGCAGUACCUGCAGUGGUUAUAAAAUGAGGCGCUCAAGAAAAGAUCAGAAAUCAGGGUCAUGGAGACAUAUGGAAAUUAAUAAGGAACAUGCAACUAUAACUGUGUGCAUUUCACUGAAUGCUUUGUAGACGUUGUUGCUGUUGCUGUUGUGUUGUCACUUCAACCUCUGUUUAUUCUAAUGAUCUUCCCAAAACGAGUCGAAAAACAGCGGUUUAAUUGAAGUUUAUUUACAAUGAUUAUUCACGUUAAAACUGUUGCUGCAGAAAUAAUGAUCAACUUAUUCGUUUCUGCGCUCUACAGAAGUCGGAUGAGUUGUUUACAAAAAUUUAAAAACUCACCAUGCAAACAACGUCAUUAUCGGUCGAAUUCAUUUAGUGCAAUCGGCUGUCGACAAACUGAACAAAUGGCUGGAUCAAUAAAAUUAUUUUAUUUAUAUGAAGAUAAUAAUUGUUCAAAUAUCGUCAAUAACGGGAACAGUUCUGGAGAAAAAGAGAAACUAUCAAAAAUUGAAUGUGGAACGGAUGAAAUAUUUCUUAGUUUUAUUGAUUAUCCUACUGGACAUGUAAAGCUCAAAAAUUUGAACAGCUGGGAUUUCAAUAUUUUUCAUAUUCGAAAAAUAAGCUGCAAUUACACAGUUCGUGAAAUUGGUUUACAAAUUUUGGACGAAUAUGACUUAUUCCGAAAAUUGAAAUUAAAUUAUUUCAUGAUGGCUAGGAUAUUUACUGCUACUGAAGCUGUUUAUCACAAUUACAAUCCAUAUCAUACAGCGCUGCAUGCCGCCGAUGUCCUUCAAGCGGUUCAUUGUUUCAUAUCUCGAACUAAACUAUCUUCUAUUCUGAAUCCACCAGAGAUAUUUGGCAUUCUGCUGGCAGCUGCUUUUCACGAUGCAGAUCACCCCGGUGUUAAUCAGUCAUAUCUAGAGAAGACGGGAAGUUUUUUAGUUGAUUUACAUAAAUCUGUGUCAGUGCUGGAAAAACACCACAUUAAAGUUGGCUUGUGCACUCUCAGAGAAAGUGGACUUUCCGAGUGUUUGGAACAGGAAGAUUGGACAAUUGUUCGAGACUGUUUUGUGCAAGUAAUUCUGGCUACUGAUAUCUCAUAUCAAGGAGUAUAUCGAAAACAAUUUGCGGAGUUAUCCAAAUCUUGUACAGCUAGUCCGUCGGUACCAUUUACUCAGUCUGAACGAAUUCUACUUAUGCAGAUGGCUUUAAAAUGUGCCGAUAUAAGCAAUCCAUGUCGUCAUUGGCCAAUAUGUGAAGAAUGGGCAAAACGUGUUUGCACUGAGUUGUUCUGUCAGGGUGAUAGAGAACGCCAUCAGUGGUCACUACAACCUAUACCAGCUAUGGAUCGAACUAAAUUCACUAUACAGCGAUUACAAAUCGGGUUUGUCAGAGAUAUGGUGAAACCAUUGUUUGCACUUUGGCACGAAUUUUUACAAAGUGAUCUGACAAUGAUAGUUUUGCAAUACUUAGAUGAAAAUUUGAAACUAUGGCUUGACCAAAUGUCUGGCGUAGAAGUGAAAUGUCCAACUACAUUCUAUCGUCUUGGUUCAUUAGAUAGUCAUUCAUCAUUGAACCUAAAAGAUAUGCAGCUUGUUUCAUCUUCUGAUGACGAGAGUGAUGAGCAAGGAGAUGAAGAUGGACUAGAGAUAUCGAAUGAAAAAGCUAAAGAGGAUCUACAUCAACCAUAUAUCUCUUCCGUUCAUGCCGCCAAUCAGCCUGUUGAAAAUUUCAACACUCAGUACGAAGCAGUUGAUUCAGAUGACUAUUCUCCUCCGUCAAAUUUACAACAAACUGUUUUUAUAACAACACGUGUCAUCCGUAGACAUUCAUUGCCAGAAACUCAGUUGGCUAUCAGAAAAACAUUCAACUUCUCACUAUCGAAUAAACCGAGUAAUGUUGGUAUGUUAAAAAGUGACCCACAAACUAUUUUGCAGACAAAGUCACCAACUACAAUGUCAUUCACCUCAGCCAAUAAUAAUAACAAUAAUAACAGCAAUAAAGAUAAUGACACUAAUAAUGAUAGUGGUAGUAACAAUCUCCUACCAACUCUUAAUAGGUUGAAAAUACACUCACCUGCUCUUAAAACACUAAUAACAUCUGGUACACCGUCAGCGAAUAUCUUACAAAUGCUGUGUGAAGAAGUAAUUAAUAAUACGUCGAAAUGCCUACCUGUCUCCAAUACAGAUAUCCGUUCAGUGCAGAAGUCAUUACGUCUUAAGGAAAGUAAAUUAGAACAGAAAACAUUGGACUUUAAUAGUGAACAUUCCUUUUUACGAUUCGCUGCUCUUGCUCAUCGCCGAAGUAGUGCACCAAUUACAGAACACUGAACUAAUAUACUGAUAUAACUCCAGUGGACCAGCAUUGACUGCUAUAUAUAAGGGCGACAGAAGAAUUUGUGUGAAGUAAAAUGAUUGCCUCAGUUAAAAUGUUUCUCUAGUUUUCAAUAUGGCAUAUGCUUGUAAAAAUAGUUCUACUAUGUGAGAUCUCAGUGAAUAUUUAGUUCAUAUUUUGAUAAGUUAAUCGUAUAUGUGUGCUACUAUACUAACACUAUGACUAGUAAUCAGCACUUCUUAUCUACCUUUUUUAGCAUGAUGAUUGUUCACACUAUGCACAAUAAAUAAUUAAUAGGAAAUUUUUAUAAGUAAUAACAGUACGAGACUAUUUUGUCACAGAUAUAUAAAGACAACCCUAUAUGUUCACUUAGUUCCACUAUAAAACGAGAUUUGCUUUGACAAUGUAGUAGUGUUUUACACCCAUGCUACUCUUUUUAUCACUCAUUUAUUAUACAUAAACUUCUGUUUAUGAUCAUGAACGUAUGAAGGCCCCAGUUUCUUUUUUAAUCUGUAUUUUCAUUAAACAAUUUUGCUCAAUUUCACUUGUCUUUGUGACAAUCUACCAAAUCGUUAUGUAAAGCGGUUUAAUGGUUUACUUGUAAAGCAAAGGUCAGACAACGACUGUAACACUAGUUUUUAAAUAAUUGAAAAUAUACUUUCUCCUCAUAUAGCGACAACCACACAAAUGUAAUUUGCACGGAAUACGAAAACAGGGGAAUUUUAUUUUAUUUUAAAUAUGCACAUGCAUGUUGGGCGGUCACCUUUUAUUUUCUGCUUAUAAGCAAACAAAACAAUUGCUAUGCAACAACGACUGCAUAUAUAUAUAUUAUAAAACACAAGUAACAGGCAAUUACAACUGCAGCUAUUAAGAUAGAAGUAAACAGGUUAUUAUGUACACACAGUUACUGUGUUGUUCAUGCAAUUCUAACAUUUAUUUUUAUUAUUACUCCUAAUAUCUUUGAAGUCUACAGUUUUGGAUUUCAUAUUGUUCUGCUUUUACUUUUCUUAUUUUCUGUUGAUUCUUUGAGUUUUUAUGGAAUGCUGUAAUUCAGGUCUCGCACUUCUUUGUAGAGAAAAAAGCUAUUGCAAGAAUUCUACUGAAAAACAGGCAGUUGACUAAAUUUUACUUUGCUGUUUUACAAAAUAUACGUAUUACUAAUUCAAUUUGUACGUUUUACUGCCGAAAAUAGAAAUAAGUUCAG
Molecule: messenger RNA, 3833 nt
Organism: Trichobilharzia regenti
Lineage: Eukaryota; Metazoa; Platyhelminthes; Trematoda; Strigeidida; Schistosomatidae
Source: the annotation of a GenBank genome assembly